GCCACGUCAUCACCAUCAAGCUCGAGAGCUCACCAAGCUGUUGCUUGUACUGGACCCCCAGAAGCCUCUAUCAGCGUUCUCAUGUCGAACGUCGUCGUGUUAGACAAUGGCGGCGGUCUCAUCAAAGCCGGCCUCGCCGGCGACGUCGACCCCUCCGUCGUGAUCCCCAACUGCCUCUACCGCCCUCUCUCCGCCAAGAAAUGGCUCCACCCUUCUCCAAUCUCCACUUCCUCCUCCUCCGCCGCCGCCGAAGUCUCCUCCGAGCUCGACCUCACGUCCGCCUCCGUUCGCCGUCCCAUAGACCGAGGGUAUCUGAUAAAUCCAGACCUCCAACGCGACAUUUGGUCUCACCUCUUCACCUCUCUUCUUCACGUCAAUCCCUCCAGUUCCUCCCUCCUCCUGACGGAACCGCUCUUCACUCUUCCUUCCAUUCAACGCGCCACCGACGAGCUCGUCUUCGAGGACUUCAAUUUUGCUUCUCUCUAUGUUUCCGACGCGCCGUCCUUGGUCCACUUCUACGAGGCCAGCCGUCGUCCGACCAGCCUCCUAUCCAGGGCACAGUGUAGCCUUGUUGUUGACUCUGGAUUUUCCUUCACUCAUGCUGCACCAGUGUUCCAGAACUUCAGCCUGAAUUAUGGAGUCAAACGGAUCGACCUGGGAGGGAAGGCAUUGACGAACUAUUUGAAGGAGUUGGUGUCGUAUCGCGCUUUGAAUGUUAUGGAUGAGACCUUUAUCAUGGAUGAUGUCAAGGAGAAGCUCUGCUUUGUCUCCCUCAAUGUCUCCCGGGACCUGCAGAUCGCGAGGAAACCCGGAAAGGAAAAUCUCUUCCGGUGCACGUAUGUACUCCCCGACGGCAUUUCGUAUACAAAGGGUUUUGUUAAAAAUCCAGAUGAAGCUCAGAGGUACCUCUCCUUGACUGAUGAGGCCUCAUCCCCUUCCCCGUCAUUUGGAGUUAAGAAGGAUGUGAUUGAGCUAGAUGUCUCGGAGAAGCCUGAAGACAGGAAGAGAAUUGAUCUAACAAAAAAUGAAUUUGACUUAACAAAUGAACGCUUCCUUGUUCCGGAAAUGAUAUUCCAUCCUGCAGAUUUGGGAAUGAACCAGGCUGGCCUAGCAGAAUGCAUUGUUAGAGCUGUUAAUUCUUGCCAUCCCCAUCUUCACCCCGUGCUAUACGAGAGCAUUGUUUUGACUGGUGGAAGCACUUUAUUUCACAAUUUUGCUGAGAGAUUAGAGAAGGAGCUCCGGCCUCUUGUCCCAGAUGAGUGUCAAGUGAAGAUAACAACUCAAGAAGAUCCUGUUCUAGGGGUGUGGCGAGGGGGAUCCUUACUAGCAUCUAGUCCUAGUUUUGAAACAAUGUGUGUAACCAAGGCUGAAUACGAGGAACUUGGAUCGGCUCGGUGUCGGAAGAGGUUUUUACAUUGAGUGCUUGAAAGCAUGAAGAUUUUCUCUAAGUUUCUGUGCAUAAACACGAUCGUGCACAAAAGGAGGAAGAACUAAAUGAUCAGUUGAUCACCCCCUCAUGGAGCUUUAGCAUCCAAUGAAGCAAGGUUGAAGCUAGCUGAAAUGGCGGCUCAUUCAGGCAGAUUAAAGUGAGCAGGUGUUUGUGGGUCAGUUCUGAGCCAUGGCAGGGACCAACUUUCUGCUGAGAAUCAAGUUUGGAUCUGAGGAAGUAGAUGCAAAAUCUUCACUGUACUGAUUGCUGAGGGUCCACAGUAAUGCAGUAAGGACUUGUGUAUUUGAUUCUUGCUCUGGCUUUAGCUUUGUUAUUGUAUUCCAAGUUCCAACAUCUGAAUAUAUGGUCUAAUUGCCUCUCACAGCAAAGUUGUCAGUCAAAAGAUUUAUUUGCUCUGUUUCUCAUGUCUACUGAAUCUGUUUGGUUUGCUUGUGGAAGCCUGCUGGUGUAAAUUUGUCAUUAAAUUCUUUGUUUUUCUGUCUCUGGAUGAUGCAAACUGUCACAUUAAUGCUUGGUUGAUCUUGACAUUUUAUUGUGCCUGUUCUCAAGGAACAUAUUGAUUCUA
This is a messenger RNA of Momordica charantia (bitter melon), 2015 nucleotides long. RefSeq names its product actin-related protein 6 (gene ARP6). Lineage: Eukaryota; Viridiplantae; Streptophyta; Magnoliopsida; Cucurbitales; Cucurbitaceae. The record is from RefSeq and is a predicted model, not a curated record.